Molecule: messenger RNA, 1524 nt
Organism: Lynx canadensis (Canada lynx)
Lineage: Eukaryota; Metazoa; Chordata; Mammalia; Carnivora; Felidae
Gene: SCO2
Product: protein SCO2 homolog, mitochondrial
Exons: 3
Coding region: 495-1295 (266 amino acids)
Biological process (GO): intracellular copper ion homeostasis; mitochondrial respiratory chain complex IV assembly
Cellular component (GO): mitochondrial inner membrane
Molecular function (GO): copper chaperone activity; copper ion binding
Source: RefSeq, a predicted model, not a curated record
GCCCAACUCUACGCUGGGCCCGCCACCUUUUGCGCACGCGCGCAGAGAAGCAGGGACUGGGGAGCGGGGACGUUCACGCUUGUCUGCGCGUGCGCCAUGCCCAUGAGCGUGCGCGCUGGCGUUGAGCGCACCGGUAGCGCAGGAAUCUGUCGACUCCGCUAGUGCAGCGUGGUUGAGUCUACAGCGGUGACGAGCUCUGGCAGAGCGGGGCUGUCCCCUGAGUCGCGGUACUUACGCCGGGUUCCGAGGAGACUGGGUCGUGCUCGGUGUGUGGCUCGGUGUCCAGCUUUCUGACCUUACAGGCACAUCGCGUGCACUGCUUAGAGCGCGUAUGUAAAGAAGGAAGCUGGUGGAGAGAGGCUGUGGGACGUGCCAAAAGGCCAUCCAGCCCAGAGCGCAACCCCAGGAACCAUCCGGAAGUGGGCGGAGACCAGAAGUCUGGGAAUCCUCGGGAGGGUCUUCUCAGCAGCUGAACGAACAGGAGCGUCAGGUCCAUGCUGCUGCUGGUUCUGGCACCCAAGGCUUGGCACAGGCUCUCUCAUCUGAAGCCCCCAGCCCUCGUUUGGACCCCGGGAGGCAAGGCCGGACAUGUGAGGUGUCGGCUCCUGUCAAGGCAGGGCCCUGGAGACACAGGCAGGCAGAGCCGGCCCCAGGGCCCUGGGCUUGGAACUAGGCUGUUGAUCACCGCCUUGUUUGGGGCUGGGCUGGGUGGCGCCUGGCUGGCUGCCAGGGCCGAGAAGGAGCAGCGGCGGCAGCAACAGCGGACAGAGGCCCUGCGCCAGGCGGCUGUGGGCCAGGGGGACUUCAGCCUGCUGGACCACCACGGACGGGCUCGCUGCAAAGCCGACUUCCGGGGUCAGUGGGUGCUGCUGUACUUUGGGUUCACUCACUGCCCCGACAUCUGCCCAGACGAGCUGGAGAAGUUGGUGCAGGUGGUACGGCAGCUGGAGGCUGAGCCCGGCCUGCCCCCGGUGCAGCCUGUCUUCAUUACUGUGGACCCCGAGCGGGACACUGUCGCAGCCAUGGCCCGCUACGUACAGGACUUCCACCCACGGUUGCUGGGCCUGACCGGUUCUGCUGAGCAGGUGGCCCAAGUGAGCCGCAGCUACCGCGUGUACUACAGCGCGGGCCCCAAGGACGAGGACCAGGAUUACAUCGUGGACCACUCCAUUGCCAUCUACCUGCUCAGCCCUGACGGCCUCUUCACGGACUACUACAGCCGGGCCAGAUCAGCAGAGCAGAUCGCAGACAGCGUGAGGCGCCACAUGGCUGCCUUCCGCAGCGUCCUGCACUGAACCAGGUCAUUAAAGAGGGUGUGAUGGAGCUGUGUGCCUGUGGUCUGCGUCGUCGGUGGCCCCGGGAGGCCACGGCAGGGAAGCGCAGCCCUUUGCCUGCAUGGCGCAGGAGUGUUUUUUAAGACUAAGUGGGAUGGCAACACCAUUUUAUUGGGCUGGGCCAGCCAGGAAACGAGGGUCGAGUGAGCAGACGCGAUGCCCAGCACCUGCGGGGGACAGGGCUCCAGAG